Messenger RNA from Periophthalmus magnuspinnatus, 1120 nucleotides. It is a transcript of the gene ogna, whose product is annotated as osteoglycin, paralog a. The record is from RefSeq and is a predicted model, not a curated record. The transcript is spliced from 5 exons. NCBI's taxonomy places the organism in Eukaryota, Metazoa, Chordata, Actinopteri, Gobiiformes, Gobiidae. The coding region runs from base 149 to 1087 and encodes 312 amino acids. Gene Ontology annotation, molecular function: protein binding.
CGUGGAGCAGUCUCAGUCAGACAGAGGAGUGGUGCGAUCAGGGAUCAGAGGAGAGCCACAGGUGAAAAGUGGUGUGUUCAGGGACCAGAGGAGAGCCACAGGUGAAGAGCAGUGCUGACAGUGUGGUGAAAUCACUGCCCUCAGAGACAUGAAGCCUCUGGUAUUACCCUGCGUGGCUCUGCUGCUGUGGUUAGGCCUGAGUUCAGCCAGGACGAGGUCUGGACCACGACUUUCCCACGAGACUGGACUGAGUCUGAGGAGGACCCACAGCCGAGCAGUGGCCUGGUCUCAGGCCUGGUCUCAGGCCUGGUCCUCAGGCCUGGUCUCAGGCCUGGUCUCAGGCCUGGUCUCAGGCCUGGUCUCAGGCCUGGUCUCAGGCCUGGUCUCAGGCCUGGCUCAGGCCUGGGCUCGGCCUGGCUCAGGUCUGGUCUCAGCCCUGGUCUUACCCCCUCAGGACCUGCCGACCUGCCUGCUGUGCGUGUGUCUCACUGGGUCUGUUUACUGUGAGGAGGUGAAUCCGGACAUGACCACUGUCCCAGCACUGCCCAGAGAAACGGCCUAUCUGUAUGCACGCUUCAACAAGAUCAAGAAGAUCGGCACCAAGGACUUUGCAGAUAUGUUGACGUUGAAGAGGAUCGACCUCACAGGAAACUUGAUCUCAGAGAUCGAGGACGGGGCCUUCUCUAAACUGUCUCUGCUCGAGGAACUGUCUCUGGCUGAGAACAGACUAGUCAAACUGCCCAUGCUCCCAGCCAAACUCACCACCUUCAACGCAAACUUCAACAUGCUUAAGACUAAAGGAGUCAAAGCCAACGCCUUCAAGAAAUUGACAAAGCUGUCCAACCUGUACCUGUCGGAUAACCAGCUGGAGGCAGUUCCCCAUAUCCCAGAGAGUGUGAGGACUCUGCACCUGCAGAACAACAACAUCACUGAGGUGAGUGUGGACACGUUCUGUCGCUCCAACGACACAUAUUACCUCAGGCCAAGAUUGACUGAGAUUCGACUGGAUGGAAAUCCAGUGCUCCUGUCCAAGAACCCAGACACCUUCACCUGCCUCAAUGUGCUGCCAGUGGGGAGGUACCGCUGAGACUAGAGCUGAGACCAGAGCUGAGACCAGAGC